Molecule: messenger RNA, 1297 nt
Organism: Drosophila serrata
Lineage: Eukaryota; Metazoa; Arthropoda; Insecta; Diptera; Drosophilidae
Gene: CanB
Product: Calcineurin B
Molecular function (GO): calcium ion binding
Source: RefSeq, a predicted model, not a curated record
UUUGGAACUGGAUAAGGUGGUCGCCACAGCUCUCUCUCUCUCUCUCUCUCUCUUCUCACCUCUUCCUUAUCCACAACAUCAAAAGAGAGUCACUCCCCCAUUGAGACCACCUUAUGUGCUUUCACCAUGCGCUGUCAUUUCCUUUGGGAUAAACUCUCUCCCCCACACACAUGUGAGAGAACCAGUAAGCUUACGGUGAAAAGCGCUGCGCUCUCCCAUUCACAGUCGUGUGUUUGCUGGCGAGCGAAGAGUAGAGAGCGUCUUUUGGAAGUUAACAAAAUCAACGGGAUUGUUUAUUUAUGAAUACGCUAAUAAUUGCGAAAUCAAGCCUUUGAACGCCGCAGGAUCCGCAGGACGAAGAGCAGUAGAGCAGAGGAGGAGAGCAGCAGAACCAGAGAUCACCCAUUUUGUCAUCUAGUUAGGAAGCGAGCGCUAAACUUCGAUCAAGAAUAAUGGGUAACGAGACCUCCCUACCCAUGGACAUGUGCUCCAAUUUCGAUGCAGAUGAGAUCCGACGAUUGGGCAAGCGUUUCCGCAAACUGGAUCUGGACAAUUCCGGGGCACUGAGCAUAGAUGAGUUCAUGUCGCUGCCGGAACUGCAGCAGAAUCCGUUGGUGCAGCGCGUUAUCGACAUCUUCGAUGCCGAUGGCAAUGGCGAGGUGGACUUCAAGGAGUUCAUCCAGGGCGUCUCGCAGUUCAGUGUGCGCGGCGAUAAGCUGUCGAAGCUGCGAUUCGCAUUCCGCAUCUAUGACAUGGACAACGAUGGCUACAUCUCCAACGGGGAGCUCUUCCAGGUGCUCAAGAUGAUGGUGGGCAACAAUCUGAAGGAUACACAGUUGCAGCAGAUCGUGGACAAGACCAUUUGCUUUGCGGACAAGGACGAGGAUGGAAAGAUAUCAUUCGAUGAGUUCUGUUCGGUGGUGGGCAAUACCGACAUACACAAGAAAAUGGUCGUCGAUGUCUAGGGGAUAUGCGUAUAUAAGUACAUAUAAUAGACAUACUAUGUAGAGCAUAUAGGAUCCGGAUCCCCCCAAGUGUGUGUGUGUGUGUACCUUCCGCUCAACCCGUUAAGCUUUAUAUAUAUAUAUAUUAAUAUAUAUAAUAAUUGGAUCCUGUGUAUGUCUGUCUGUCGUCGGUCUGCGUGCCAAAAGAAAGCAGUUCGUUCACUCGAUUCUUACUCGAUACCUAUCUAGAUAUAAAUAUAUAUAACCUAUAUGCACAUACCUGACCGAUCUCUCAUCCUCAGAAUGCUAUGAAUUGUGUCUUAUACUCAUACGAAACCACCGGCAACGGACCA